Messenger RNA from Etheostoma spectabile (orangethroat darter), 1922 nucleotides. RefSeq lists its product as uncharacterized. The transcript is spliced from 8 exons. The coding region runs from base 17 to 922 and encodes 301 amino acids. The record is from RefSeq and is a predicted model, not a curated record. NCBI's taxonomy places the organism in Eukaryota, Metazoa, Chordata, Actinopteri, Perciformes, Percidae.
UCGGGCACACAGCACUAUGGCCUCACUUUGCAACACCCAAUAUUUUCUAAACCCAAGGCUUCCCUUCCGGCUGUUGGCUCUGGUUGGGACUUUGACGUGGCAUUUUCUUGUCACAGAAAGUGCUGGUCCAAUUCAGCUCAGAGGGGAGGUUGGUGGAAGUGUGACGUUUUCCUGCCCCGUUGCCAAACAAAAAUUAAAAUUUGUGUACUUUCAGAGGGGCGAGAUAUUUGUCAAUGGCUAUUAUGAAUCAAAAAAUACAUCACAGCUGGCAUGGAAGAACACAAGAGUGGAUCAUGACAAGACAACUAUGCACAUGUACCAUUUGAACGUCUCACAUGAUGGUGAAUAUCAGUGCCAUUUCCAGUACAGUGACAGUGGUGGAGCUCAAAAACAAGUCAUACAUCUCAGUCUCACAGCCAACUACAGUAAACCUGAUGUCACAGUGCACUACAGUGAUGAAAACCAUCGCUAUAGUUGCCUAGUGACAUGUGCUUCACAUUGUGGGUACCCGAGCAACAAGGUGAUGUGGAACGUAUCAGGGAUUCAGAUGUGGAAGGUUUUGAACAGCAGUGAAAUUAGCGAUCCAGAAACCAUGAUGGUCAACAGCUCAAGCACGGCAUACUUCAACUGCUCUAAUGGAGAGACUUCAAUCAGCUGCUCUGUGGGCGACGUCAGCUCAGACGUGGUCUCAGUCUGUUCACCCAGGGAUCCCCCACCUGUUUCUCACAGUCCUGUGAUUAUAGCCAUCUUCGCAACAGUGGGUAUCAGUAUUAUGCUGGUAUUGCUGCUGUGUUGGAGAUGCAAGAAGGGACAAAGAGGAGCGGCAGCAGUAAAUUUUAGGCUAAUAAAUCAAGAUGUGAGGAAAUGUGAGGAGGAGGCAACAGUCCACAAUGAAAGCAAUGAAGCGACAGAGGCCUCUUGAGUGGCAAAUUGGUGAAGAUGAAUGAACAACUUCUUCUUGGUUCUAGAAUCUAGAACUAAAACUAUAUGUCAUUCGAGUGUACGUUACAUUUGUGACUGACUAGCUGUAAACGAGCCAGGAAGUGCCAGAGUGGUCGGGGAAUCAUUGGCACUAGUUUGUGAAUCAGAAUCACUGGGGAAUGCUGUCGACAAUUCACAGACAAUGACUUUUGUGUUUCUGUUUGAGGAAGUAUUCCUUAUGAGUAUCACUUUACGGGUGAUGUGGAAUGCGUCAUUCAACUAAGAGUAGCUUACUUCUAAAAAACAACAGACUUUUCCAAUGAUUGUGGUGAAAUUGUUGUUGUAAACUGGAAAACAGUAUCUGUGGGGAGGAAAACUUCCCAGCACUAAGAGCAGUAAAAACUCUUCGGGCAAAAGUAGUAUGCUGAAAAGUUUCACUUUUGGACACUUUUCCAUCUUUAAAUACAGUAGGAUAUUGUUGUUGCACUUUCAAAUUCCCCUUGUGCCUUUUCUUAAGCAUAGUACAAUCUACAAUGUUCUGUUGUAUUUAGUGUUUGGCUUUGUGGAAUUUCUUUUUCAUUUUUUUAUUUAAUGAAUAUAAUCGAACAGUCAACGUUAGUCAUGUCAUGCCGGUUUCUAAUUCAUUUUGUUUUGAAAGUGUUUGAAAUGUACUGUGGUUCCCCAAUUGUGUCUAGGGUUUUACUCUCCAAUUAGUCUGGUCUAUCAGAAAUGAUCAUUGGCAAGGGAAAUAUGUGUUAAUGCAGAAGAUGUGUUUUUUUCUGCAAUAGAUUCCAGUAUUUUAGGAGGUAAAGUGCAAUAUUAAAUACAAGGGGAACAAGUUGUUUUCUUAAUUAAAUUGCUGUUACCCUUAAGACUAAUAUUUUGGUCUUCUUAGCAAUUUUGACAUUUUUUUCUCAGGUGACUGUUCUCAUGUAAAAUAUUGUUAUUUUGCUAUUUAUUUUUAUUGUUUUUUUCCUUAACAUUAAAUUGUGUGUUGUUUA